CGUCAAGAUGGCGGCGCCCAUGAAGUUUGUUUGCCUCGACCAGUUUCCACCCGAUUUGCACCCCUUGCAAGCAGUCGUCUGUAAGUCACAGUUAACUCAGCUGUUUUCUAACUGCACUGAAACCUCAUGCGUGCUGUUAUUAUCCUGUCAGGAGCCUCAGUUGUUCACAAAGUCGGCAGUUUUAGUUUGCGCCCACAUAACAGCUGAGGAGCUCCCUGACUGCACGGUCCAUAGUCACACCAGCACUCUGGCAAUUUAUGUGUCUAAAACUUUUCUAAGUCACUACAGUUUUCAGGAAGAAAAGCCAGGAAUCGCGCGUAUCCUACAGCUUCUGCCUUUGGAUAAGAUAGUAAUUGGUGCUCGGACGAAGCAGAGUUUCAGAUGGGCAUCUUCAGAAGAAUUCUCCAGUUUUCUGCUAGUUUUGGCAUCAUGUCCUGGGCAGACUGUGUUGGUGAGGAGAGGUGACACUCUGAUUUUACCACACCAUCCUCUGCUUGGUGAUAAUGCCACUCUGGUGCAUCAGUAUCUCUCUGAUUUGGUCGUGCUGGAUUGCACACCUCUUACCCAGGGUAUGAUCACUGUAAACACUACUGUUGUAGUCUCUGAUUGCAGAGACCUUCUGCAUAGCCAUGGUGCUUUGGACUCUGCUGACAGCAGUAUAACCCAUAGACUGUCCAGCGUGUCCUUGUUUGUCUCUGAUUUCGCCCACUACGCAAACAAUCUUGGCCCCGGGAGCUCCUUAUUGAGCAACCGACUUUUGUUCAGCUCUGGAUUCACUGAGCUUCUUCAAGCCCUUGAGUGCAGGCUGGAUGUGCAGGUCACCUGUGACAGUGCCAAGCUUUGCACCUUGGCAAAAUUUGGAAGGAAAAUAGGGAAGAACACAGAAGUGGACAUGGACAGCUCCAUUUUUGUGAGCAAAAACCUGUUAUUGAAGCUAGGGUUGUUUAACGGUGAAUGGGUCAUGGCUGCGUUGGGAAAGGUAAAAAGAUGUUCGGGAGCAGAAGGGGCACAAAGUCCUCCAGACAACGAAAGUGGCACAAAGGCUGUGACUAAGGCCAAAGCAGAUAGUCAGCUGGCUAAAAUCGUGGCUUUCAUUAAGUCUUCAGACAUGGAUGUUAGCGAUACUGCAGGUUUCAUCUCACCUGUUCUGUGGUUUAACUUAUCCAAUGGAGAAGCAGCACCGGUUGGAAGUAAAAGUCUCAAAAUAAAGAGGUGGAACAAGGCACCAUUACAGCCAGGACACAAACUAUCUGCAAGUAUAUGUUGUUCUGCUGCACCUCCACAUGCCAAAGAACUACACAUUGAAGCAGUUACGUCUCCAGAUUAUGACUCCCAUGGGCCCUUUGACAAUGUUCUCUUUAAGCACUUCAGCACACCUCGACUGGUCCAGCAGGGAAGCAUACUGGGCAUUCCAACACAAGGUCAUCCUGAUUUUAUGGAAAGCAGCUCUGAUGGAAUCACAAGAUGGCCAGUCUUGUAUUUUAAAGUGAAGCAGGUGUCUGGCUUUUCUGAGGAUGACGCAGAAGUCGGAUCAUAUCUUGCUCAUACAGACUACACCUCUCUGUAUAUGAGAGGUUCCACCAAUAGUCUGGUACCAUGCUCCAUCUCAGAGGCGGGUUCAUCAUUCUGGACGAGUCUCUUGCCUCCAGGACUCUCUGGCAUCGUCGAGAAAUUGGUCUCCAUCAUCCAGCCACACGUCACUGAGAGGUGUGCAAGUUUGAGGCGAGCCUGCUCUGUUCUCUUCAUGGGUCCAGAUGGAUGUGGGAAGGUCACAGCGAUCAAGGCGGUUUGUCGGAGGCUUCAUCUACACCUGCUAAAGGUAGACUGUGUGACCCUGUGUGGAGACACUGCAGCUGCCUGCGAGUCCAAGAUGAAGGCUGCCUUCCACAGAGCCGAGCUCCAUCACCCCUGUGUGCUUCUGCUGAGGAACCUGCAGUUACUCGGCCAGCGACGAGACAGCACUGAAACAGACUCCAGGGUAGCCUCUGCACUCUACCAGCUCAUAGCUCAUGCCCACGCAAGUGUAAUCGUGGUUGGCUGUGUGCGUGGCCAGCGGGAUUUGUCCUCAGACGUGAUGCCAGCCUUUGUGCACCAGGUGGUGAUAGAGAGUCCCACAGAGGAGCAGAGGAAAGCCAUGCUAGCCAGCCUCAGUCAAGACCUCCCUCUAGGGAAAGAUGUCAGUCUGGCCAAGAUCGCUAAACAGACAGCGGGUUUCAUUUUGGGAGAUUUCUGCGCACUACUCACCGGGGCUGGAAAAGCAGCUCACCGGCGCCUGCUGAAGACUUAUUAUCCACAUGGGGCUAGUGCUCAGGAAGAGGAGGACCUGUGUGUGUUUGGUGUGACCAUUACGGGUGCUGACUUCACCACAGCACUGGAGGCUCUGCAGGAGGCCCACUCACAGGCGAUCGGCGCACCAAAGAUCCCAUCAGUGAAGUGGCAGGAUGUGGGUGGUCUGCAGCAGGUCAAGAAGGAGAUCCUGGACACCAUCCAGCUCCCUCUGGAGCAUCCGGAGCUGCUCUCACUGGGCCUGAGACGCUCUGGCCUGCUGCUCUAUGGGCCUCCAGGCACCGGCAAGACUCUGCUGGCCAAAGCUGUGGCCACUGAGUGCUCUAUGACCUUCCUUAGUGUCAAAGGUCCAGAGCUCAUUAACAUGUACGUUGGUCAGAGCGAGGAAAACGUCAGAGAGGUGUUUUGCAAAGCUAGGACUGCAGCUCCCUGUAUUAUCUUCUUCGAUGAAUUGGACUCUUUGGCUCCUAACCGAGGUCGCAGCGGAGACUCAGGAGGGGUGAUGGACAGGGUUGUGUCACAGCUCCUAGCUGAGCUUGAUGGCCUGCAUUCAUCUAGUGAUGUCUUCGUGAUUGGAGCAACCAAUCGGCCAGACUUACUCGACCAGUCGCUGCUCAGGCCCGGCAGAUUUGAUAAACUAGUGUAUGUUGGCAUUAAUGAAGACAAAGAAUCACAGCUGCAAGUGCUCAAGGCUAUAUUACGAAAGUUUAAGGUGGAUCCCAGUGUCAGCCUGUCAGAAAUAGUGGAGCGCUGUCCACUUCAGCUCACAGGAGCCGAUCUAUAUGCACUCUGCUCUGAUGCCAUGAUGUCUGCUAUUAAGAGGAAGAUUUUGCACAUCACUGAAGGUCUGGAAUCAGAGGACGCUACGCUCACGCUGUGUGCCGAGGACUUCAGCCGGGCUCUGGACAUCCUGCAGCCAUCUGUGUCUGAGGAGGAGCUCCACAAGUACAAACUCAUCCAGCAGAAACUCACUGCAAAGUAACACAACCACCACCACAAACACCACUGCAGACUGGAGUGGACAAACUCCUGUAUAUCACAUAACUCUUCCUGCUCCAAGCCACCUCCGUCUCUGUGCUGUUCCACAUUCCCUACAGCCUGCUGGUUCUGUGCAGGUCUAGUCCACUGUACCCUGUAACUGGAUCUCUUUUUUAAACUUUCAGCUAAUUAGGAAAAUGACAUUUCAGUGCAUUACACUUUUCUAAAUUGAUUUACGAUACAUUCCACAGCUUGAUUCCACACAACCAUUAUAGGCUAUUAAAACAGAGGGAGAGUGAAUGGAAUCUUUGAGAUAUGUAUGGUGGCCUGGGAAAACCCAUCAUAUGCUGACAUUUUCCACUAUAUACAGAGUUCUGAAAAUUAUAGGCUUUCCUGAACGUUAAUUUGUUUCAUUUUUGCGUCUCAACCAAAAGUGAAAUAAUAACAUUUUAAAAUCUGAUUACAGCCAAAAUGAAAAGAGAAAAUUGCAUUUAAAGAUUUUAUUCUGACCCACGGCGCAGGACAUUCCGACACCUGCUUUCUGAUUACAAACUGAAUUCAUUAGAUUUAUGUCUAUUUCACUAUGAUACACACCUAACCAACAACUUGAGUUCAAUCCAAGUGUAAAAUUGACUUUGUGGGAAAAAAAUCACACUUAUCUAAUGAGGUUUUAGACAUCUUUAGGCAGACUGACUGUUUUACCCCUGUUGUACACUAAAACAGUACUGUUUUACAAUCAAUAUUGAUAUAAGCCUUACAUAAAUCCUCCAAAAAAGAGAUUUAUGCAUUGCUUAUGAAUGUUAUGAAGGCCCAACGUACAGUAAGGUACUAAGGGUUACCAAGUUUUCUGACAACAAGCUUACGCUUCUUUCUGGCAUUAAAUUACCACAGAGUUAAAUCUCACCAUCGUUUAGCUUUAAAAUACAUCCAGAUAAAUUAGUAAGCUCCAAAAGCAUUGAGUAGUUAAUCAUCGUAACUAUUAUGUUUAAUUUGAUGUUUGCCCUGUAAUCUGCAGAGCUUUUGGGAAACAUCCAUGCAGUCAGCUCACUCUUUUACCUCAUGUACCUUGCAGGUUAAUUAUACUCUCACAGUUGAUGGUGUGCAAGCAGAAUUACCUAAUACAGGUUCUGAGAAAUAACAAUCCAUUAACAUGCCUCAUCAUUACAUCAGUAAUCAAAUAGUAAACAAACCGAGCUUCUGACUCAGACAUGCUUUUUCAGUUUACAGGCAGGCUUAAAUAGAUUUCUGGUUACACUUUAUAUUAAGUGGUAAUGUAAUUUAUUAGAUAAUUCAUUUAAUUUGCUAUGCAAAUGAUUGAGUCAGGAUUGCUGUUCAGAGCAAUAGUCUAGGAUAUGCAAUGUUUUGCUUUUAUAAAUCUAAAAUUAUUUUGCAGUAAGCAAUUAAAACUGUUUAUUUUUGUUUUUGUGAAGUUUUACUUGUCGUUAAUUGUCGUUAUGUUAUAACAACAUAUUCUUACAGAGGACAAAUAUGACAGCUUAAUAUAAAGUGUCACCUUGUUUAUUUGAUGGAAAUUGUAUGUACAUGUAUGUAAAGUCUGCAGAGAGAAGAGAAAGUAAACAUUUGAUUCCACUGUUAUUGUAGCUGAGAGGAAGGAUAAAAGACAAUAUAAAUGUAAAAAACAGAAUUCAAAUAAGAAAAUAGUGAUUUCAUAACUAAGUUCAUUCCAUAUCUUUCACACUGUGCAAGCUCCUUUUUUUUUUUUUUUUUUUUUUUUUUUUUUUUUUUUUUUUAAAUACUCGUAGUGCUUUCUGGUUAAGUCCAAGCUUUGUAACAGGAGCCAGUUAAAUACUGCUACUUGCUGUGCCAUAUACUGUCACACAUUAAAAUGGUACUUAUCAGUCA
This is a messenger RNA of Pangasianodon hypophthalmus (striped catfish), 5127 nucleotides long. RefSeq names its product peroxisomal biogenesis factor 6 (gene pex6). The coding region runs from base 8 to 3268 and encodes 1086 amino acids. Gene Ontology annotation, biological process: protein import into peroxisome matrix. NCBI's taxonomy places the organism in Eukaryota, Metazoa, Chordata, Actinopteri, Siluriformes, Pangasiidae. The record is from RefSeq and is a predicted model, not a curated record. The transcript has 17 exons. Gene Ontology annotation, molecular function: ATP binding; ATP hydrolysis activity. Gene Ontology annotation, cellular component: cytosol; peroxisomal membrane.